AGGCAUUUUCCAUCCGUCCAAAAAGCUUCCUGGGUGGUUAUUUUAACUGUGGUGUGGUGCGGUGUGGUUAUUUUAACUGGUCAAUUUUGAGUUACAAGGCACACGAUAUGGAUACUGUCAGACUAACGUGAAGAAUCGCGAUUUUAUGCGUAACAAUUACAAAGCAAGAUUUAAAAAAAUGAUACUGGAGAAGAUAUAUCGCUAAUGAAAAUUAAAUUUGAACUGCUUUCCACCAGAUGGCGUCGUUGUUCCAUCCAUCCCGUUUCCAUAAUUCAAAGCAGGGUCGAGGGGGUCCAGUCUAUCCUGGAAACACGGGGAAAGACCAGAAAAGGGGGAUCCCAGAAACAGCACGGACCCGUCGGCGGAGCUGCUGUAUUAUUGCAUACAUCAUGAAGAAGACGAUCACUGCGGAGCAGAUAACGGAAUGGUUUACCGCCGGUACCAAGUUCGCCGGCAUCCGAAUCACUGACAGGCUUCAGGAUGAGCCCAAGGCGGUGGGAGUGAGCGCCGAGAGCGGGACAGCAGAUGGCACUGUGGAGCAGAGCAGCCCAAGGAGCAGUGUAGCAGAGGGCUGCAGCAGGGCUCAGAGUAGCACAGGAUCAUCAAGCACUCAAUCUCCAGGCUCUCCAAAGUCCCCUGGGAAAUAUGAGUACCGAUCGCUGCCAAUCACCAAGAACCGACAGGAGCUCAUCUCUCUGAUUGAGAAUAAUUCGGUGGUCAUCGUCCGGGGAGCCACGGGCAGUGGGAAAACCACGCAGCUGCCCCAGUUCAUCCUGGACUACUACAGAGAGAAAGGCGCCCCCUGCAACAUCGUGGUCACCCAGCCACGCAGGAUCGCCGCCAUCAGCAUCGCCCGCUGGGUCGCCCAUGAGUGCAGGUGUGCCCUUGGCGGUCUGGUGGGAUACCAGGUGAGCCUGACAAAGGUGGCCUCAGACCAGACAAGGCUCAUCUAUGUGACCACUGGAGUGCUGCUGCAGAAGCUGGUCUUUGCCAAAAGUCUUACUGAGUUUUCACAUAUCUUCAUAGAUGAGGUACAUGAACGCACUGAGGAGCUGGACUUCCUGCUGCUGGUGGUGAGGAAGCUGCUCCACUCCAACUCCCGCUAUGUCAAAGUUAUCCUCAUGUCGGCUACCAUCAACUGCCGGGAGCUUGCGGAAUACUUCGGCACGCCUGUCCGUAACCAUGUGAACCCAGCCUAUGUUUUUGAGGUGGAUGGAGCGCCGUACACCAUCGAGGAAUUCUUCCUGGAUGAUCUGCGCAGCAAGUUCAAUCAUAUGGUGGAGCACCACAACACUGAGGAGCCCUGCAUCACUAAAGAGAUGUACGAUAUGGCUGUCAGCCUCAUCCAAAGCUUUGAUGAGCUGGAGAACAAAGACCAGAGGAGCACUGAGGCGGAGAUCUGUGGCGACGUGGCCCUACCGAAUCGGGGCAGCGUGCUAGUCUUCCUGCCGGGCCUGGCUGAGAUCCAGUACAUGCAGGAAGCCCUGGCCAACCUGGUGCGAAAGAGGUUGCAGGUGUACCCACUCCACUCCACAAUCACCUUGGAGGAGCAGAACGCCUUGUUUCUGGUUCCAAUUCCGGGGUACAGGAAGGUCAUCCUGUCCACCAACAUCGCAGAGAGCUCCGUCACGGUGCCCGACGUGAAGUACGUGAUCGACUUCUGUCUGGCGCGACAACUCUUCUGGGAUAAGAGAACCCAUUACCAGAGCCUGUGCCUCACCUGGGCUUCCAAGACUAGCUGCAAUCAGAGAAGAGGUCGGGCAGGACGUGUCUCUAAAGGCUACUGUUACCGGCUGGUGACCAGGAAGUUCUGGAGAACUGCGAUCCCAGAAUACAUGACUCCUGAAAUGCAGCGGUCACCCUUGGCUACCACCAUGCUGAAAGUAAAACUGCUGGAUAUGGGCGACCCCCGAUCUCUUCUGUCCACUGCUCUGUCACCCCCUCACCUUAAUGACAUCGAGAGGACAGUGCUGCAGCUCAAAGAGUUGGGGGCACUCUCCCUGGAGCGGGAAGGAGAGGACCAGAGACGUUUCGACGGAGAUCUCACCUUCUUGGGCCGAGUGCUGGCACAGCUGCCUGUAAACUUGCACCUGGGCAAGUUGGUAGUACUGGGCCAUGCGUUUGGCUGCCUUGAGGAGUGUCUCAUCUUAGCGGCUUGUAUGUCCUUGAAGAGCUUCUUCGCGAUGCCAUCGCUGCAGCGGUUGACUGGCUAUCGGAACAAGCUGGCCUUUGCAAAUGGCAUCCCGAGCGAUUCCAUAGCAGUCGUCAAUGCAUUCAAGGUGUGGUACACCUCCCGGCAAGAGGGAGCGUUUCGGCAUGCUAAGGACGAGCUGGACUGGGGUAAGGAGAACUGCAUCCAGAUCAAGAGGAUCCGAGAGGUGGCUGAGCUGUUCGAGGACCUGAAGGCUCGCGUGUUCCACUUCAACAUGCGUGUGACUGAGAAGGCGCCCACCAAGGAUUACGAGAGCGUCAACAAGCAGACGUUCAUCCUGCAGAUCGCCAUCGCCGGGGCCUUUUACCCCAAUUAUUUCAACAUGGGGGAAAUAGACGAAGAACUGGCCUUCAAGGAGCUGUGUGGCCACAACCCGAAGACGACAGUGCAGGUCCGAAACGUGCCUUCCUUCGGGUUCCUGUACUAUAAGCAGCUGCAGUCGCUCUUUCGCCAGUGCGGCCCAGUGAAGUCCAUCACCUACGAUGGCUCCAGAGCAUACAUGGAGUUCUACAAGACCUCUGCCCGGGGGACCGGGGUUCUCCCCGAGGUGUCCCUGGCCCUCCUCAUGGCUCAGCAGCGCCUCCCAAAGGACCUGUUAGUGCAUCCCAGCAAUGCAGUGGCAGCUAAGGCUGGCAACAGGAUCCUGUCGCACGUUGCCCAUGCGCGGGUGACCGUGGACUUGGAGAACCACACCGUCGAGCCCACGAGCAGCGUGUUUGACCCAGAACAAUUCCCCCCCCAGCCCAUGUUCAUCGUCAACAUCACAGAGGUUGUGGAAGUCGGCCACUUCUGGGGAUUCCAGGCAGAUGAGGCCAGCAUAAGGAAGCAGGGCGUGCUGACGGCCGACAUCAACGGCAGGCAGCUUCAGCGCCUGUCCGGGUCCGUCUGCCCCAGCCUGCUGUGCCUGGCGCCCUAUGCCGAGGACCAGGAGGAGCCCCUGUACUUCAGGGCUAAAGUCCUGCACGUGAGCGGCAGCAGUGUGGAGGUCUUCUUUGUGGAUUACGGCAACACCAGCCAGAUGGACGCUAGCAGCCUGAGGGAGCUACCUGCGGACCUGUCGGCCCGUCCCUACCAGGCCCAGGAGUUCCAGUUAGUCGGCAUGCGUCCGUCUGCCCAGUCCCUCAUCCUGGGAAACGAGUGGAGCAGCGCGGCUAGGAACUGCUUCAUCACGCUGGUCAACAGACGCUCGCUCAUGGCCUCGCUCUUCUCCGUCGUGCACGGCGUGCUGCGCGUCCACCUGCACGUCAACACGGACGGCGCGAGCUUCAGCGUGGCCGACGACAUGAUAGAGAAGGGUCACGCUUACAAGGUCGAGGAGAGCUUUCAGUCCAAGCAGAGCCACGAGAUGCUGCAGUCUCUCUACAAGGACCUCCAGAAUGGCACCUUCAUGUUCAAUCCCUCCAGCACCUCCUGGGCAACGCACAAGAAGGAGCAGAAGGAACUGAUGGAGAGCCUGCUGGAGGCCUUCUCCAAGAGUAGCCAGGCCGCACCCAAAAGUCGGGCUCCAGUCCAUGGCCCAUCCAGUCCAUACAAGAUGAGCUUCCACUGCAUGAACAGUGUCAGACAGUACAGGUCUGUAGCUAUAGACAUGGACAGCAUUAACUCUGUGGCUGUCAACGAGAGCCUUGAGGACAAGCACCAGAGGAUCAUCGUGGCCGGGACGGUGUCUGUCAGUGCAUCCAGCUCUAACAUCCUACUGAAGGAGACCACCCUGAUGCCCAGGAUCCCCGGCUUGCCGGCCAUACUCUGCAUGCUGUUCAGCCCCAUCAUGGAGCUACGCGUGGAUCAGGAUAGCACCUGUUUUACUGGCACCCUCUGUGGACUGGGCUGGAACUCGCACACCCAGGAACCUGUGCUGGUAGAGCAUGACAUAGAGCUGGACUUUGAUGUCCGAUUUGACGUGGAGGACAUCACCGAGAUCAACGCUCUGCGAUUGGCCAUCAACAGUCUAGUCUGUGAGGGCCCAGCCGGAACCCUCCACCUGGGGCAGGACCGGAUAAGGGAGCUGCAGCAGGAUGUUCGGGAUCGGCUCAUCAGGUUAUUCACUAAGUUUCCCGCGAGAGAAGACAUUGUGCCUUGCUACUCUGAGAAGCCGAAAACAUGGAAUCAGAUUGACCCCAGUCAGAAGAUGGAGCCACUUCAGAAGACUGACCAGGAUAGCAGAGGUGCCCUCUUCCACCUGCACCCUAUCCCACUUCUCAAUGUGUGAAGUGGCCAUAAUCCCUGAUCUGUACCAGAAGAGUUGUUUUGGGUUGCCCGUUUGUUAUUGAAAAUCCACUCCCUGGUCCCAGGCCUAGAAAUUUCUUCUCCGUCAAUGUUUUGUUUUUAUUUCCUGGGUCAAUUCCCAUUUGUACCACCAGGGGGCAGUUAUGUUUGGUAGAACAUUAAAUCUUUCAAGCUGCA
Molecule: messenger RNA, 4615 nt
Organism: Brienomyrus brachyistius
Lineage: Eukaryota; Metazoa; Chordata; Actinopteri; Osteoglossiformes; Mormyridae
Gene: tdrd9
Product: tudor domain containing 9
Exons: 36
Coding region: 237-4421 (1394 amino acids)
Cellular component (GO): intracellular anatomical structure
Molecular function (GO): ATP binding; RNA binding
Source: RefSeq, a predicted model, not a curated record